GCUAAUUUUCUUCAAGUAAUUUGUAAACAUAACCAAGACCAAGAUCCAUGCAAAUCAACUGCUAUCAUCUGGUGAUGAUUUAAAAUUAUUUUUUAUAUUUUGAUAAAUAAAAAAAAUGAGCGAAGAUAAUUUUGAAUUAAUUUGCCAAGGAGCUGAGGCCAGAUUGUACAAAGGUACAUAUUUAGGAAAGACGACAUUGAAAAAAGAACGUUUUAAAAAAAAUUACAGACAUCCAGAUCUUGAUGACAGUUUGACUAAAGAUCGUAUUAAAAGUGAAGUACGUGCUAUUGUUCGUGCUAAAACAGCUGGUGUUGCUACUCCAGCAAUUUAUCUCGUAGACUUAACAAGGCGUAGUAUUUAUAUGGAAUAUAUAGAAAAUGCUAUAACACUUAAAAUUUAUAUAGAAAAAAUGAUCGAGCAAGACAACGAGGAUGAAAAAAUAUGGAUUGGAAAAAUUGGUAAAGCUCUGGGUUUACUAUUAGCUAAACUACAUUCAAAAAAUAUAAUCCAUGGUGAUUUGACGACAUCAAAUAUACUUAUAAAGAAUAUGGUAUUUGAUAAUAGUAAUGAUUAUGAUAAUGAAAACAUACAUGACAAUUUAGUGGUAAUUGAUUUUGGAUUAGCACGCGUUGAAUCAACGGCUGAAGAUAAAGCUGUUGACUUGUAUGUACUUGAACGAUCAUUACUGAGCUCUCACUCUCAAGUGCCUGAUUUAUUUUCAAAUAUUAUGAAUAAUUAUCAAGUCGGCAUAGCGGAUAAAAAACAACGACGAGAAAUUAUAUCGAAAUACCAGCAAGUGAGAGCUCGCGGAAGAAAGCGUCUCAUGAUUGGUUGAGUUCAAUAAAUUUUAAACCAGUUAUUAAUUUUUUUUAAUGCACAUGUAUAUUUUUAUGGUCUUUUUAAUAAAAAAGAAGAAAAAACAUGA
Molecule: messenger RNA, 925 nt
Organism: Microplitis demolitor
Lineage: Eukaryota; Metazoa; Arthropoda; Insecta; Hymenoptera; Braconidae
Gene: Prpk
Product: EKC/KEOPS complex subunit TP53RK
Exons: 2
Coding region: 116-835 (239 amino acids)
Biological process (GO): protein phosphorylation
Cellular component (GO): nucleus; cytosol; EKC/KEOPS complex
Molecular function (GO): ATP binding; protein serine/threonine kinase activity
Source: RefSeq, a predicted model, not a curated record